Molecule: messenger RNA, 520 nt
Organism: Morus notabilis
Lineage: Eukaryota; Viridiplantae; Streptophyta; Magnoliopsida; Rosales; Moraceae
Exons: 3
Coding region: 50-241 (63 amino acids)
Source: RefSeq, a predicted model, not a curated record
CAUCCAUCUUUCAGAAAUUCACUCACAGAGAACAAACAGAGAGAUAGAAAUGGCGGUGAUGGAGAAGUUGAAGAUUUUCAUCGUCCAAGAGCCUGUGGUGGCUGCUUCUUGCCUUAUCGCUGGUUUCGGUCUCUUCCUUCCAGCCGUGGUAAGACCUAUCCUGGAUUCUUAUAAAGCGGCUAAUGAAGUCCCACAGCCUGCUUUAAGUGAUGUGGUUGCAGGUAUGACGGGAAAGAAAUAGGGGCGAUGCAAAUCACUGAAAUCAAGUAGAAAGUUUUCGAAGAAUUUCCCCUCCCUCCAGUUUUCAUUACUUUUUGAUUCUCAUUAAUGAAAUAAUAUGGACUUCGAAGAAUGGGGAUUUAAGUGAAAAUGCUUAUUGAAUCUCUUUCUGUUUAAGUAAGCAAUGUGAAAUCGUAAAUGGUGUUCGUCAUGUUUUGACAUGUAUUAUGCAGCUGGGUUCAUUUGGAACACAACUGAUGCAUAUUUGAGAAUUUCAUCCCAUAAAGAGUUUUUUUUUUUU